UUAUUUCUGCAGGGAAGUUUUUUUUUUUCUUCUUCUUCUACAUAUUUAUAACACUAAAAAAAGCUAGGGGAGCCUUCAGACAUUUUUUGUCUCUGUGCAAAAUAUAAAUGAUAGCACUUUCGUCUGCUCCAUCUUGAUCUCUUCUUUCAUGUCACUCCUCCUCAAUGGGUUGCGGCAUGUCAAAGUAUGAUCCUGAAGACUCGGUGCUCUUUUGCGAAUUCAAUCCGCGUCAAAAUAAUCUUCACCCCAUUGAUCAGGAUGCUUGUUCUGAUAAUGAGGUUGAUCAUCUUUGCCAAAACAGCAUUACUUCGCCGGCAAAGGAGAAUGAAAGAGGGUUGGAGACAAAAGAGUUGGAAACCGAAAAGGAGCCCGGAAAGAAGGUGUCAACCGCAAAAGCCGUGCCUGAGGAGGAGGGUCUUCACCAUGAAGAGAUCGAGGUGAGUAGACAGAAUCAUGAAGAAGAAGAAGAGGAGGAAAAUGAGCUUUUCAAUGAGAGGGAAGAUAGUAUAACUGCUCCAGCAUCGCCAAGUUUUAGGGACUGCUUAAUUGGUCCAGGAUCGCCAAGUUUUAGGCUGUACUGCCGGGAUUCUGACUCCAAGGGUAGCAGCAAGAAUGAUGAUAAUGGUGAUGAAGCAAAAGGUGAAAGCGAGUCACGAAAGGAAUCAAGUCUGGAUUUUGACAAGGGUUCCAGAACCAAAGUAGCCAAGAAAAAGAGAAAAGGAAGAAGAUUACUAAAGAAUAUCUUACACAAUGGCCGACCAGCAGGGGCAAAAUAAAAUUCUUUAAUGUGUCAUGCCUUAUGAUGGUAGCAAAUCAAAGACAAAGGCAUUAAUCUAUUCCCUUCAUCAGCUUAAUUAUAUAUAUCUUCUUCAUGAAUUUCUCUGUUCUUGAAGAAUAGGAAACAACUAUCAUUUUUAUUGUUUUAUUUAUUUAUUAGGUAUAAAUUUGAUUACCAUGUUGUUGAGACCAUUCUAAAUGCUUUGUAUAUAUAGUUAUAUAUAUACUGCCAUUUUGUGCUCUG
Messenger RNA from Quercus lobata, 1021 nucleotides. Its product is annotated as glutamic acid-rich protein-like. Bases 165 to 776 code for a protein of 203 amino acids. NCBI's taxonomy places the organism in Eukaryota, Viridiplantae, Streptophyta, Magnoliopsida, Fagales, Fagaceae. The record is from RefSeq and is a predicted model, not a curated record. The transcript is spliced from 3 exons.